Molecule: messenger RNA, 3242 nt
Organism: Thrips palmi
Lineage: Eukaryota; Metazoa; Arthropoda; Insecta; Thysanoptera; Thripidae
Exons: 10
Coding region: 64-2661 (865 amino acids)
Molecular function (GO): metal ion binding; ubiquitin-protein transferase activity
Source: RefSeq, a predicted model, not a curated record
AGCAGUUCGAUCACAUUUCCUGGAAGUCAUCGAUUGUAGAACCAAACGGCGUGAAAACCGGAAAUGCUGUCGUGUGGGAGUUGUGAGCGAGCCGCGUUUGAGGAGAAACGGUGUCAAGUUUACGUAGCGCUUCAAGAUUCAUCACCGACGAUGGAGUGCCAAGUGUGUACGCUGCGUUUUGACGCCAUUGCCCACCGGCCGAAGAUCCUCCCUUGCGGGCACACACUAUGCCUCAAGUGCAUCCAAGAGUUACCCACUAGGACGUGCCCUCUAGACAAUAUGGUCUUCACGCCUUCGCCGGAGAGCUUAGUGGACAAUCUCAUCGUAUUGGAUGCCUGCAAUACGUUUCAGAGGUCCGUUGUGGCGCCGUUGUGGUGCCGGUCCUGCAACAACCCCGCCACGGAGGCGUGCGUGGACGACGGAGGCCAUGCCGUCGUCACGUGCAAGAAGGCGAGGCUGGACGACGCGGGGCCGCUCCUGGAGGAGCUGGACCUCAGCGAGACCGCCCUGGACCGAAUCGCGGAGCUGGUGUCCAUCCCCAAGAUUGAGGAGGCGGCCGAGGACCUGCGCCACCAGCUGCAGCGGACGAAGGCGUCUCUGCACGCGGCGAGGGAACGCUUGCUGGCGGCGCGGGAGGCCGACGACGCGGCCUGGGGGCAGGCCAAGCAGGGCGCGGCGAUGGCCGGACUAUCCCGACUCGCCAACGACCUGGUGGCCGUCCUGAGCGACCCCUCCGCCUCGUGCACGCUGAGCCUGCGUUGCGGCGACGCGGCGUGGAGUGGCGACGUGAGGCCCGCCGAGGACGCUGCAGCCAGGCUGGUGUUGUGCCGACUGCUGUGCGGUCUGCAGCAGCGGGUGAAGCAAGAACCUGAAGAGUUGGUGUCGCCGCAACGGCAGCCACGUGGACCUGGAGUGGAACAACAGGGAAGACACGUACCGCGGCAAGAGCCGCCGCAACAGAAUAAGCCUCAGCAGGGAAUUCAGGAGCCUCUGGAGAAACCACGGCAACAGGAGAAGCCUCACCAAGAAAAUCAGGUGCCUCUGGAGAAACCACGGCAACAGGAGAAGCCUCACCAAGAAAAUCAGGUGCCUCUGGAGAAACCACGGCAACAGGAGAAGCCUCACCAAGAAAAUCAGGUGCCUCUGGAGAAACCACGGCAACAGGAGAAGCCUCACGAAGAAAAUCAGGUGCCUCUGGAAAAACCACGCCAACAAGAGAAGCCUCACCAAGAAAAUCAGGUGCCUCUGGAGAAACCACGGCAACAGGAGAAGCCUCACCAAGAAAAUCAGGUGCCUCUGGAGAAACCACGUCAGCAGGAGAAGCCUCACCAAGAAAAUCAGGUGCCUCUGGAGAAACCACGGCAACAGGAGAAGCCUCACGAAGAAAAUCAGGUGUCUCUGGAGAAACCACGGCAACAGGACAGACCCCUAGACCUGACUGGCAAUGAUGAUGUACGGAAUUUCAUUACGAAAGAGUCGCGCGGCAAGGACGGUGCUGCUCCUGGACCCACCACCGUCGCCCCCCAGCAGCAACCUAGCACUGCGCCCGUGAAGCGCAACCCCAACAAGUUCAAACGCCCGGCGUUAGAUCUAGACUCGCCCCGCUCCUCGGCUCGCAUCAGUCGCCGUGGACUGUCGCAGGCUCCGUCGGUGAGGUGUAUUCGUUACUACGGCCUGCACUGUGGCAAAAAGAUCACUCCCAAUGAAAUAUCGCUUGAGGAGAUGGCGUCCAGGAUAAAGGUAGGGUCAAGGGUGGCCAGAGGAAAGAACUGGGAGAGAACACGCGAGGUCGACGGCAAGCCUCCGGGGCCCGGCACCGUACUUGCCCGGAAGUACCGUUCCAGCAACGGACCUUUCGUGGAGGUCAAGUGGGACCGCGACCCUACGAAGAGUGUCCGGCGCUAUGCCAUGGAGCGGAGUGGGAACUCCAGCCUCCGACUGCUCUCUGCCACUCCGCUGAGACCACAUCUUCGAGCCCGGGAUGGGGACGUCACUCUCGAUGCAGACAUCGUUAGCUCUGUUCGUAGGAAGAAGGUGGCAGAAGAUGGCAGCCUUGCUAAGGUGAAAAUACUUCGAGGCCUACCGUGCUCUCACUUCCCUACGUGGUGCGAGAAGGUGCUGCAACAGGUGGCGCCCCACCUCAAGGGCUUGCAGAUGGUGUCGCCUUCGCAGCGACACAUAGACGUGGCCCUGGCGAUGCUCAACCUGCAGGCCCUGUGCCUCACCGACGUGACGGCCCAGCAGCUGCAGCAGGUGACCGAGAUAGCCUCGCUGCGCAGCCUGGAAGUACACGGCCAAGCGGACUCUCCGCUGACUACCGAGCGCUACGGAACUCUUCCGCGGCUGAAGUUUCUGCGCUGCGGCGUCUACCCGCUGGCCGCUGCGCUGGGUCUCAUGCGCGCGCACGCCGGCACGCUGAAGGAGUUGCAGCUGGUAGCUGCAUCCUGCGAGCCCUACGGCUGCCCUGACCUGGCGCUGGAGCUGCUGAGCUGUGGAUUCAAGACGCUGAAGCGGGUGAUGCUAGUGCGGACGACCGGCUACAACGUCCCCUGUCGCCACGACAGGGACACCUGCAAAGACCAGAGAAGCCAAAUCCACGAUGCUUUUGCUGAGAGUAACCCUAUUGAACGUUUAGCCUGCUCAGUCUGCGGAGCCUCCUGAGUCUCGAAGGUUAGAAUUUGUUUUAUCCUUUUAUUCGUACAUCUGCUGAUUUUGAUAAUAAUCUUGAUAUGAUUCUUAGCGGGGAUGGUUAUUACCAUUGCUGUUCGCAAAGUAAAAUGGAAACUUAAAUGUUUCUUAAACUUUUCUUCGAUUCAACAUGUCAGAAAAUUGUGGGUUGGCCUUACGAAUAUUUAUAAUCAUGUUUCAAUUCCCAACGCGUCUCUACACAUUUAUGUUGGUGUUGUUUUGAAGGGUUCUUCUUGUCCUUCCUGUGAUUUUUUUAUACAAUUUUUAUUAGUCUGCUCUCUCAUAAAGUGACCUUCUGUAAAACGGAGUAUCUCUCUGUGUGGUGGAACAUCUGAACACAGUCUCUGCUCAGUAUAGACGCAUUAAUGUAAUAUUAAUUUGCUGUAAAGAGAAAAUGUAUCAUUCUGUUUCUCAAACCGAGAUGAGUCUUCUGUAGAUUCCUAGCAGUCUAUUGUGUUCCUUUAAUGAGGGAUUUUGCUUUGUUACAAAUCUUCCACUAAUGUAGCCCUCAUUUAUGUUCAAAUGACGAAAUUUAAUAAAUUUAUUCACAAUCA